Hordeum vulgare subsp. vulgare (domesticated barley) is the source of this 1054-nucleotide messenger RNA. RefSeq names its product protein DMP10-like. Lineage: Eukaryota; Viridiplantae; Streptophyta; Magnoliopsida; Poales; Poaceae. The transcript has a single exon. Gene Ontology annotation, biological process: endomembrane system organization. The coding region runs from base 100 to 849 and encodes 249 amino acids. The record is from RefSeq and is a predicted model, not a curated record.
UAUGCAACCUAGUUUGGGAUCUUUCGCCUAUAUAAACAGCAACAACAAGGUGUGGAUCAGCUUGGAAUAUUCUUGGGCGCCAAGAUCGAGCACAAUACAAUGGCCUCUUCUUCUUCUGCGCCUCCACCAGAGCCAGCACCGGUGCCUGUACCGGAGCCUGCACCGGCGCUUCCAGUGGAGGCUGCACCGGCGCCUGCAGCUCGACCUGCACCGGUGCCUGAACGGGAACCAGCAGGGUUGCCUGUACCGGCACCUGCAGCUCCGCCUGCACCGAAAUGGGUCAUGCCGUCCGUCGCGAACCUUGCGCAGCUCCUGCCGACGGGCACGGUGCUGGCAUACGAGGCGCUGUCCCCGACCUUCACCAACCACGGCAAUUGCAACAUCGCCAACAAGGUGCUCACCGGGGUGAUGAUAUUGGUCCUCGCCAUCAUAUGCAUAUUCUUCUCCUUCACGGACAGCAUCGUCGGCGACCGCGACGGAAAGCUCUACUACGGCGUCGCGACUUGGAACGGCUUCGACGUGUUCAACUUCUCCAGUCAGCAAGAGAGGCAGUUAUGGACCGAUGACGAUUUCAAGGAGCUCCGCCUCCGGUGGCUGGACAUCGUCCAGGCCAUCUUCACGGCGGUGGUCUUCCUCACGGUGGCGUUUAGCGACGUGGGGCUGCAGAAUUGCUUCUUCCCAAAACCCGGCGAAAAUACUCAGCAGGUGCUCAAGAUCCUGCCGCUGGGCAUGGCGAUUGUGUCCAGCUUUAUCUUCAGCAUCUUCCCCACCAAAAGAAAGGGCAUCGGCUUCAACGACAUCAGGCCUCAACGGACCGUCGAUCAAUUAAAUCAUUCAAAUGCAGUUUAACUCCGAGAAUUUUUGAAGAACAAAGGACCAGCAAAAACCCAAAUGCAAAGCAAUGCACCGUGACUCCUCCGCUCUGAGAAGCAUAAAAAAAAGGAACAAUAGUUGGUUCUAGCCGUAAAUAAGAAGUUUGCCUGCAAUGCUGGAUGGCUUUGCCCUCGCUGUAAUAUUAUUUCACUUUAUAUUUUUCAUAUUUGAACUGUAUAUA